CGAAAAAUUUCGAUAUUUCUUUUUUUCUCUUCUUAUAUAAAACAGAUAAGAAUUCGUCGUUACUCGACAUCGUUUAAAAAUUCAACACGAGUUUAACUUUGUGCCGAAAUGAUAUUUUUCUAAACGAGAAGAAACGAGAUAAUUACUUAUAAUAAUAAAUCAUCGAUGAUACUCGACAUCCCGUUCCUCGCUAGAUAUUCUGACCCAGAUACAAACAUCAAAUCGAACAGUCGUCUAACCGUCUGUCUCUGAUAAUCAUCUUUGUCUUUCAAAGGGAGAGCGAGUUUUAUUUAUAAAGUCUAUCAAUUAGACUCGUCCUCGAAAGGCAUUAAAGUCGAUAAGCUACUCGUCCACUUCGCUAUUCUCACGACACAAACUCGUUCUGCGCAUCGACACAAUCGAAACCUGUUAUUUUUUUAAAAGAGAAUAUCUCCUCGUAGCGUUGAAAUUUCACGCUGAACGACUUUUGCGCGUUCCUUUCGAGAAAGAAGAAGACCGAUGAGAACGUUGGAUUUUGCCAACGAUCGUCUCGUUCGCACCACAGUAUUAUCGUUGCGUUCAGCGUACCACGCUUUCCUGCUCGGCCGUUAAAACGGAACAUUGGAUCACGAUGACUACUAUGGGUGUUACGGUAUUCUGUAACAGAGUACAAAUAAACGGGAACGAUCAAGAGCAAUUGAUGUUAUUGCGAACUCUGCAGGACAACGAGAGCAAUAUAAUCGGGAAUCAAUCACAUCUGAUAGUGCCGAAGAAUAAUAACAACAACGCGAACACGAAUUCGGCGACCGUGCUGCCACCUUACGACCCAUCCAGAUUGAAAAAACACGGGAAAAACGGGCAACCGCCGCCUGUUGCCGUCGCUCGAAGGAACGCGCGCGAACGGAAUCGAGUGAAACAGGUGAACAAUGGAUUCGCCACAUUGAGACAACACAUUCCGAGCCACAUCGCCGCAGGAUACGGAGACAGGGGCAAGAAAUUGUCGAAAGUAGAAACUUUACGAAUGGCCGUGGAGUACAUUAGGGGACUUCAAAAGUUGCUCGCCGAGGCUGACGGUGUCGAAUACGAUUCGAACUCGAUUGCCGCGACACAGUGUGUCCCAUCGCCCACCAGUAGCGUCGUUUCAUCCAGUCACAACGGUUCUGGGGAGAGGCUCGCCCUCGAGGAUGACGUCCUCGCCGCCGAGGACGAGGACGGUGAACAAUUGGAGGAGGAUGAGGAAGCUGGGAAACGAAAAAACACGUGUUCCAAAUUAUCACCGAAUCGAACCACCGCAGUUCCAUCGCCCCACGAUUACUACGCGUCCUCGAUAGGCGACGAGGAGAAUCUGGAGCCGAGGACGACACUUUCGUCCAACGCGCAAAAUUUCUCCCGGCUCUCCCCUAAUUCGGUAGCAUCUCCACCGUCCGAAUAUUACGGGCAAAAUGAAGAGAAUCUCGAGCCCCAAAUUUUGUCGCCGUACAGCGGCGGCGGGGACAGCGAAGAGGGCGCAGCCACCGUUUACGCGGCAAGCCCGGAAACCUUUUCUGGGGCUCUGUAUUAUAAGCAGGAGAUCACCGAAUCCGGUGAAUUCAUGGACGUCGUCAGCUGGUGGGAACAAGAGCAGGGCAGGCUAGUACAUCAGCAGCACACGCAACGGCUCACGCACGUCUAAUAAAAAGAUUCGUCGUGGAAACUCGGAUACCACGAUUCGUCCUCGGUGAUCUCGUGGAACGAAGAAUUGUUUCGGGAUGAAGUUUCUCAAGUGGCAGUUUGAGGUUAACGGACAAUCAGUACUUACCGCGUAAAGUACUUUCACAGAAGAUGGCACUGCCUUCGGUUUUUUACACUUGCUCCAUGGAUACUAUAGGAUGUAAUGAAUAGGAUUGCAAAAUAUUUUUCAAUUGUGCCUUAAAAGUGGCCUUCUUACAAAGAAGCAUAAAUACGUCUAGCAUUUUUUUUAAACUAGUGUGAGCAUAAAAUUAAAAAUUAUAUACACGCGAAACUGUUUUCAAUUAAAUAUC
Messenger RNA from Apis laboriosa (Himalayan honeybee), 2000 nucleotides. Its product is annotated as helix-loop-helix protein delilah-like. NCBI's taxonomy places the organism in Eukaryota, Metazoa, Arthropoda, Insecta, Hymenoptera, Apidae. Gene Ontology annotation, molecular function: RNA polymerase II transcription regulatory region sequence-specific DNA binding; protein dimerization activity; DNA-binding transcription factor activity, RNA polymerase II-specific. Gene Ontology annotation, biological process: regulation of transcription by RNA polymerase II. The record is from RefSeq and is a predicted model, not a curated record. Gene Ontology annotation, cellular component: RNA polymerase II transcription regulator complex. The transcript is spliced from 3 exons. The coding region runs from base 611 to 1651 and encodes 346 amino acids.